GAGCACAGAAAUAUGCUGUGAGCGAGUGGUCGUGGGGUGAGACUGGUGAGAGAGCACAAUAAAACGGGACGAGUAGGAGGACCUCGCGCACUACGGUUCUUCGGACUCGCGUUCAUCAGUCGCGCUCACGGUAUCAACGCUCAAUCGCAAACCGAUCGCAGGCCGAUUUCGCAUAAUAGAGCUGAGUCAGGGGCCACGUACUCAGAGGUAAAUUGAGAGCUCGGCGAGAGAGAUAAACGCAAAUUGCAUCGAAUUGUUUUCGGAAGAGGCAGAAGAGAUGGGUCUGGCCGGCAACGUGAGGACGUGCGUGAUCCUGGCCGCGAUCGCGCUGGCGAUCGGUCUGGCGAACGGGGACAAGAUUGAUACACUUAUUCCGUGCAGAAACACGUCAGAUUGUAGGAACAUGUCGACACUUCCGGGGGACGCUUUUUGCAAAGACGGACAUUGCAUGUGUCCGAAGCCAGAUAUUGACAUUCAAGCUUGCUCUAGCAUCAAUGCAUCUAUGCACGGGAGUAAAAUUUCAGGUCCGCUGCUCUAUCGGAUGUGCCAUCUCGAUCAUGAAUGUAAUUUCCAGGGCGGAAUGUGCAACCUUACUAUUCGCCAGUGCGCUUGUACGAAAGGCUACGUACCGUCGAGUAACAAGCAAUAUUGCGUUCAAAAGAUCGACUCGAUCGAGGCUUCUUGCACAGAUAGAAAUCAAUGCUUACCGUUUUUGGCGAACUCUACUUGCGAGAACGGUAAAUGCGUUUGUGCAUCUGGUUAUCAUUUGAUAGACAAUGUAUGUUGGGAAAUUAUCGAAAUCGGUGAGUCGUGCAAGAAGAACGAGGAGUGCUCGCACAUCGAGGGUGUUAUCUGCAACGACAACAUGACAUGCGGAUGCCCUGCCGAAACGGUGCUGAACGAAAAUGGCACGAGAUGUUUGGCAGUCGCUAAAAAGAUCCAGGAUGAAUGCACGGAGGAGAUACAGUGCGCGACGACGUUCACGUUCUCGACUUGCAUCGACAAGGUGUGCCAGUGCGACCAUGGUUAUCAUUACGAACGCGAGAUGACGAGGUGUUUCCCCAACAGAGCGAUCGGCGAAUCGUGCAACAGCACCUACGAGUGUUAUCAAGCCGAGGAUUACGAGAACGAUUCGUCGACGAAGUCUAUGAUGUGCGACCCACAAGAAGAGCUAGUCUGCACGUGCGCCGACAAUUACGUCCUGAUUGAUAACAAAUGCGUGAGCGCCGGCGCGUCCGUCGCGGUGACCUUGUCGAUAAUCGUCUGUGCGAUAGCGCUGUCUCUCCUUUCGUAAGUCGCACAAAUGUGAUUUCUCUGAAGAGGCGCACUCGAUGUCGUUGUGAAUGGAGUUGGACUUCUGAUGGUCGCAACAUCGUGCAUGCGCAAGAGGAAACGUAAUCUCAAGGAGGAAGAAACGCAAGUAAAAUAAAGGGCCGCCGUGGCUGAGAAGGCAAUAUUAUUCUCGGAUUGUUUACUCGCGGAUUGUAAUUAUUCAUGUUUCAUUCGCGAGAUUUUUUUUCUUAAGGAUUCUUUCGAAGAAGGGCCUCGCAAAUUUCUCACGAGUAAUAAAAAUAUUGCGUUAACGUACACGCUGAUCUUAGCCAAAGGCGGUGGCCUCGCGAAAGGAUGCACGUAAUUUCAUGAAUCUCCUCUGUACAUAUGUGAGACUGCCGUGAUGACAGUUUGAAAGAAAAACAGGAGAGAAAGAGGAAUGGUAUUGUGUUCAAGUUUCAAUUAUAGAAUGCAGCUUUAUACAGAUUUGAAUGAUCGCGUACUUAUGGUCGAUCCGUGAUGCAUUUAAAAUGUACAAUAAUAUAUUUAAACAGUACGGUAUCGAAAAACGAUAGGGAUAACAGAGAAUAUCUCUUCAAUGCGCAAAAAAAUCGGUCGUGUAAAAAUAUUCUCUCUCUUCAAUCUCCAUCGCUAGUCGCCAAGGUUGUAAUGUAUAAUUUUUUCCGUAACAAAGUUGCGUAAGACCGAUGGAAAACCGGUGGGAAACGAGGGUGGGGGGGGAGGGGGGGAAGAGCGGCGUGAAAACGAAACAGUAUCAAGCGCCCGUAAUGUAAUUGCGCAGCAAAACACUCGCGGCGAAGGCGGAGGCUCUCGAACUAGGCGCACCGACGUGUUUAAAGCGCCUCGCGUGUAUUUAAUUAACGCGGUUAUUAAUAUGCGGAUGCUGAUGUGUUUCAUAGCGCUCGCGCUUCUUAGAGCGUUGCAAACUGGACAGAAUUCGCGAGCGCCGAAAAAAACACUCAGUCGAAGUUUGAAAUCCUCUUUUUUCUCUCAUGCGCCUCUCCUUUUAGAUCAAGUCAUGGAUGUGCACGAUGUCCAAAUAACUGUUUAUUUCACGCUCUACCUUUGCGAUUAUUUAAUGAAAAAAAUGGAGAUGAAAUUAAUAGUGUUUCUUUCUUUUCAAUACUUAUUACUCCAAUUCAUAAGUAUGGUGCGAUUCUAAAAGAGCAAAUGUCAAAUUUUUAAAGCGUACUGUAUAUAUAGUUACACAUAUUGUAGAUUGUAUAAAUUUUAUAUUUUUGUAUAUAAAUAAUGUAUAAAUAGAUAGCUUUGAAAUUUUGACAUGUGCCCUUUUAGAAUCAAUGUUAAAGUUCAGCAUUUCUCUGUGUUUAUCAUAGCUAGCGUCGACACAUUCCUUUCGUACGUAUUUUAAUAGAAAUAAUUUCAAUGAAAUUCACUGAGCUCUCAGUAACUGUAAUUACUCUCGGUAAAUAUUUUAUUACAAAACUACAUAUACGUGAUGUUGUAUUUUAUAUGUUAUAUUACGGCGAUAUUAUAAAACGCGCGAUUUCUUAAAUACAUUUUUCAUACAAACAAA
This is a messenger RNA of Wasmannia auropunctata (little fire ant), 2830 nucleotides long. Its product is annotated as prion-like-(Q/N-rich) domain-bearing protein 25. The coding region runs from base 278 to 1294 and encodes 338 amino acids. The record is from RefSeq and is a predicted model, not a curated record. The transcript has 7 exons. Lineage: Eukaryota; Metazoa; Arthropoda; Insecta; Hymenoptera; Formicidae.